CCGGGUAACACGCGACUUGCGGAAGGGCAUUUAGCACUCAAAAGUUCCAAGGACCCCGUCUAUGCGAGGGUCGCUUCGUAUCAUCCCUCGCCGUCUUAGAUGCUCAGUGUACGCUCGUCAUCGGGGGCUGGCCUACCGCCAAUGCGGGAAUACCUCCUGCCUUAAUCUUCGUCACGCUCAAGCACCACGGGGGGCGCGGUUGCCACAUUUACCUUGUAUUCGCCCUGUCAAUUGCGGUCUACCGGCUCGGUGAGGGGACAACUGAACCUAAAUCAAGUUCCUCUGGCAUGGAGAGGCGAGGGCUUCACCCACGCUCACAAGAAUUUUGACGUAACUCAACAUGCUUAUUAUUCGGCGUCCCUGGCGCCUCUGAUGAAUAUAAACCAAAGAGCUUGCGGGCUGUCGGGUGAUAAUCGCCGCCAUGGAUGCCUCGAAGACUUCCCUCUCCACAGCCGUAGUUCUGUGCCUCGGUGCCUGCGUUCUCGCGGUACAGAGGAUUCGAGCUCGGAAAGCACCCGCGGGAUUGCCCCUCCCGCCAGGUCCGAAGGGUUUACCCUGGCUCGGGAGUGUCCUCAGCAUAAACAUGGUAGAGCCAUGGCUGACGUACCAAGAGUGGGGAAAGCAAUACGGUGAUAUUGUCUACGCCAAGAUACUAGGUGGAGACUACGUCAUCAUCAAUAGCGAGACGGUCGCCCGUGAACUCUUGGACCAGCGAUCUGCUAUAUACUCUGAUCGACCGCACAUGCCAUCAGCUGAACUUUUGGGGGUACGCUACAUGACAUUGCUCAUGCCAUAUGGUGACGAAUGGAGACUCCACCGAAAAAUGUACCAGUUGGCGUUGAACAAGGAACAAUCCAGGAAAUAUGCGCCGAUGCAAUUGCGUAGGGCGCACGAACUUUUGGUGCGCCUGGUCACGACGCCGCAGGGUUAUAGAGGACACCUUGAAACGUUAGCGUCCGCGAUAAUCAUGGAUAUUGGUUAUGGUUACGCUGUAGCUCCUCGGAACGAUCCUUUCGUAGCAAAGGUCACUCGGCUGCUCAACCUGGUUGUAGAGGUGAUGACCCCAGAGCGAACUGCGCUGUUAAGCAGUUUCCCGUUUCUGGCUCAUAUUCCGCCGUGGAUGCCUGGGGGUGGUUGGAAAAGACGGGCAAGAGAGUGCCAAGGACUAGUCAGAAACGUACUGGACGAUCCAGUUCAAUACGUGCGAGACAGAAUGGCGGCUGGUACUGCGAGGACUUCCAUAGUGCAAGAUAUGUACGAAAUGGGGGACGAUAGUUUUGAUGUCACUUUCGGUAAAGAAACGAUCAUCAAACACGUGGCUGGCACCCUGUUUCUAACUGGAGUAGAAUCCAUGUACUCGAUAGCCCUGAUGUUUCUGCUAGCAAUGGUGCUAUACCCAGACGUACAGAAGAAAGCACAAGAAGAAAUUGACCGUGUCGUGGGCGCCGACCGCCUUCCUGACUUUGACGACCGACCUAAACUUCCUUACGUAGAGGCAGUCAUGUUAGAGACCAUGCGAUGGCGGCCUGUUGUUCCGCUCGGGCUUCCGCAUAUGACAACGACAGACGAUGUGUACAAGGGAAUGUACAUCCCGAAAGGAGCCACUGUAAUUCCUAAUGUCUGGACCAUGACUCAUGAUGAAGGGCGUUUUCUCGAAGCAAAUAGUUUCAACCCGGAUCGGUACCUUCCUCCAGCUGGGAAACUCGUGGAUGUGACCGCAUGUCCUGCAUUCGGUUUUGGCCGCCGUACUUGUGCUGGGAGACAUCUUGCUGAGCAGAGUCUCUGGGCAACGAUUGUGUCGAUGCUAGCGACCUUGCAGGUUGGGAAACCCAAGGACGCAUGUGGGAAUGACAUCGAGGUUCAUCCCGAAUUUAAGACUGGGGCUGGCGUUUGUCCGAAGCCGUUUCCAUGUUCUAUAGAAGUGCGAUCUAUAAGGGCCGCACAGCUGAUUCGCGCGAGUACCGAUUGGGACGGUGGCGAUGGUGACGUGUGAACCAAGAAAACGUACACUGCGCCGCAGCUAGUGCGCGGAGGUUAGCACAUGCCUUUGGGCUUGUUUUGCGUUGCAUUCGUGCAUUCUAGUACUAUUUUGUACAACCUGUCAUGAGUAGUUAGCCAACUGCAUCCUUGUUAACAUAUGAAUGGGAG
This is a messenger RNA of Pisolithus orientalis, 2148 nucleotides long. Its product is annotated as cytochrome P450. The record is from RefSeq and is a predicted model, not a curated record. Lineage: Eukaryota; Fungi; Basidiomycota; Agaricomycetes; Boletales; Pisolithaceae. Gene Ontology annotation, molecular function: heme binding; iron ion binding; monooxygenase activity. The transcript has 13 exons. Bases 422 to 1993 code for a protein of 523 amino acids.